UUUCGUACCGUCUAACGUGUAGCCGGACAUUCGACUUCCUACUGCACAAUGCGACCAUGGGAAUUGCACAGUAUGGGGCGUUACUCGAAUAUUAAGGCACACAUAUUACUGAUGUGUAUCAUGAAAGCUGUCGCUGCCCCGUCUAUCGUUUCGUCAUCCAAGUCUGAGGAGCCUGGUAAUGUCUACUACAACCACCACCUCGAAGAUCUCAUUCGACAGAAAUUAGGCAAGUUCGGCGACAUUAUGAGGGUCGGAUACCACAGCCUAGGCAUCAAAGCAACGGAGCCAGCCUUCCUGGAAGACACUGAUGUAUCUGCAAUAUUCGGUGGAGAUGCGUUCAAAAUGGUCCUUACUGACGUUCGAGUUAAUGGUCUGUCAAACUACCAAGUGUCACGGGUCGAGGCGGACGUUGAAAACAAGAAGAUCAGUCUCUCUAUCGUGGCCCCCAAUGUGACCAGCAGUAUGCGGUACAGCAUCAAAGGGUACAUCUUCGGCACUUUCCCUGUGGGUGGCGAAGGAACGUGCUCCGUCGUCUACCAGGGCGUCAGUAUAUCCACCACAGCGCGUCUUCUCGGCAGCAACGGCAUGUUUCAGUUCGCGGGCUACGAGGACUCGGACGUUGACUAUACCGCGCAAGUAGUCUCGGUCAACGGGGCCCCUCCGGGUGAGCCAUCAUCCCCAAUCAUCGGUGGUUUACACAGCCAAGUAGGACGUGUCCUAUUUUGGACCCUCGCGAAACAAAUUGGUCUGACGCUACCAAGCGAUGUCCUGCACUACCUUAACGAUGCCUUGAGACGUGCUCCUCGGCCAUCAGCGUACAGGCAACAGGUCUCAGCAACAACGACAGCUGGUUACGACUAGGAUCUUUUUUCGCUUCUAACACAUUUCCGUUCAUGAGCAAACAGCCGCUGGAGCUCGCCUUUGGUGUCGACCAGGAAAGUGCACAGCUAUGGCUGAGGUGCCCGGUGUACUCGAUAUUUACGGAGGCCAAGUGACAGAAGAAUCCGUCAUCCGUCAUGCAUGUUUUCAGACCGUGAUCCUCACUUCCGCUAAUCGAACAUUCUUAUUUUGGAAUAUACGUGAUCAUUAGAGAAUGGCGAAAUACGUACGUGCUCGCACUCCACAAAAUUAUCGAGCGAUUGCACAAGGCGGAACAUAGGUUAAAGGGACUACGAAAUUUCCGGGAUACCCCGUAAAAUGAAGACGGUUCUUCCUGCCGAGGUACUCGACGUGCACCUUUCUCUUCCACGUUCUUCCUUCCUCUCGUGUUCCUUGUCUUACUUCCUGACUGCUAUAGACGCGUGUUCCCGAUGCCUCGCUCUUAAAAAUGAACUUCACCGCACAGCACGCUCCUAUGCCAACCAUCAUCCCGAAUGACAACGCUCUUCCCCUUGAUAUGCUGAAAACGGGGGGCGCACGUCAUUUUGGUGGCGAAUAUGCAGUUGAUAAUUGCCACAAAAAUGGCAUGCCCCCC
Molecule: messenger RNA, 1474 nt
Organism: Ornithodoros turicata
Lineage: Eukaryota; Metazoa; Arthropoda; Arachnida; Ixodida; Argasidae
Exons: 5
Coding region: 49-861 (270 amino acids)
Source: RefSeq, a predicted model, not a curated record